AACAUCUAUGGGUAUAAAGUAUACACACGCACUUUCAAAUUUCAAAUCAAUGAUUGAUGCAAAAUCUCUUCAAUUUUUAAUAAAAAAAGACAAAUCUUCAAUUAUUGACAAAAUUAAUUGGCCAGAGAAGUCUGAUCUUGAAAAAUUUCAGCUCAUUGAGUAACCCCAGAUUACCAGAAAUUCUGCUUAGUAGGGACCUAAACACAGAAACUUCUUCUCAGAGUCGGAGUGAGACUGCGCCUUAUGAGGAAAGGGGGUUAAAGGACGGAUCAAUUGUCGAAUCAACAGUUUAUAGAGACGAGAUUAAGAGGACAGAAUAACCGACAAAGAGAAUGGAAGUGGUUGAUAGCAAAGGUAUGGUUUGCGUAACUGGUGGAACAGGAUAUCUAGCAUCAUGGCUGAUAAUGAAGCUUCUUCAACAUGGCUACUCAGUAAAUUCUACCAUAAGGUCCACUCGAGGUCACAAAACAGACGUUAGCUACCUCACUAACUUGCCCGGUGCAUCCCAAAGGCUACGGAUAUUUAAUGCUGAUUUGGACAAACCAGAAAGCUUUAGUGCAGCUAUUGAAGGAUGCGUUGGAGUAUUUCACGUUGCUCAUCCAAUGAAUUUUGGAGAUCAAGAAAUUGAAGAUGAAAAAAUAAGAGAAGCUGUUGAUGGAACAUUGGGCAUUUUACGCGAAUGCCUCAAGUCAAAAACAGUAAGACGAGUUGUUUACACUUCCAGCAGAACAACACUUGUGUUUAAUGAUAAAGGUUUAGAUACAGUGGAUGAGAGCUCAUGGUCUGAUAUCAGUGUCAUGAAAACCUUAAAGCCUAUAUCCGCAGCUUCUUAUGUGAUUAGUAAGACUUUAGCUGAAAAGGCUGCUCUUGAAUUUGCUGAGAAGCAUGGGCUUGAUUUGGUGACUGUUAUUCCUAGUUGGAUACAUGGUCCCUUCUUGAGUCCUCGAUUCCCAGAGUCAUUAAGAUCAGCCAUGGCAAUGAUUUUUGGUAACCAGGACAAUUGCAUGAAGUAUCCCUCGCUUACCCCAUUCGUGCAUGUAGACGACGUUGCCAGUGCCCACAUAUUCCUUCUGGAGAAUAAUAAAGCAAAGGGGAGAUAUAUUUGCUCUGCCGUAGAAGUUACACCAGAUGAGCUCUUUAAGUUCCUUUCAACAAGGUAUCCUGAAUAUCAAAUACCUGAUGCCGAUUCCUUGAGGGAGAUUGGAGGGCUUAAACACCCUAGCCUUUCAUCAAAGAAACUUUUGGACACUGGAUUCAAGUACAAGUAUGGCCUUGAGGAAAUGUUUGAUGGUGCAAUUGAAUGUUGCAAACAAAAGGGUAUACUCUAGUUCAGGUUCAAAUCUCAGUGGAAGGCAAAAACGCUAGGUGAAGUCUUCCUAUCUGUCGAUGUCUUGGUGAACAAAGUUAAUACGUCUUGUGGGAGGUAGCAGGUAUCCCGUGGAAUUAGUCAAGGUGGCUAGUACACUUAACAAAAUUGUUCAUAUUUCGUGUACUCUAGUUCAGGUUCAAAUCUCAGCGGAAGGCAAAAAAACUAGGUGAUGUCUUGCUGUAUAUCCAAGCCUUAGUGCAUAGAGUUAUCCGGUAUCAUGGGAGGUAGUAGAUAUCCCGUGUUGAAGAUGGAAGGGUUAAGAAACUUUGAUUGGAUUGUAGAGAAUUAAACCACCUCCAUUUUGGGUUUUUCAUGAUUGGUGAAAUUAAAAAUCAUUGUUUUAGCUUCUUCCUUGAAGCAUUUUUUGAAUUAAUGUAAAGUAUUAAGCAUUACAUAUAAUGGAGAUGCUAUAAGAAACACUA
Molecule: messenger RNA, 1791 nt
Organism: Nicotiana attenuata
Lineage: Eukaryota; Viridiplantae; Streptophyta; Magnoliopsida; Solanales; Solanaceae
Product: vestitone reductase
Exons: 5
Coding region: 333-1328 (331 amino acids)
Molecular function (GO): oxidoreductase activity, acting on the CH-OH group of donors, NAD or NADP as acceptor
Source: RefSeq, a predicted model, not a curated record